GGGCAUGUUUUGGUAGUUUUCAAAAUAAUGUCUACAUGUACAAGGUUCCAGUUCCUUUUCGAACGCUGUAACCAGGGGCGGAGGAGGGAUCUCAAAGCAGCGGAGGGGCGAAUAGGGGGUCCCCCUCGAUUUACCAAGGGCCCCCUGCGGUGAUGGGCCCGGGGGUAGACGUCCCUCCGCCCUCCUCCGCUACUGACUGUAACCUUGUACCAUGUGACAAAAAGCAUUAAUGGAUCCUCAUUAGCCUAACAACCAGCAGCUACCACUUUCAGAAUAUUACACAACAUUUCGUUACAAGUUACUGGGUAUGUAGAUAGAGUAUCGUUUUAACAAUGAUAAAGAUAAGAGGAAUACGCUACAGUUGUAAAUGUUAAUAUCUGAUGUUGGAAAAGGAAGAACAAGGCAUGCAUAUCACUGCAGUAAAAAAAUCGGAAACGAAACACGGAAUAAAACAAGCACCUUGCACAAUAUUACUAACGCGAUAUACAAAAGAAGGGUUAAAAUGCACACUUUCCUUUUUCUACGUGAUUAAAUUUCAACUCGUGUCUGCAGGCUAGUGUCUGUAACGCCCUGGUGGCGUCAGCCACAGCACCGGCGACACAAACUGGGCGGGGAGGCGCAGGACUGCCGUCCCAUAGCAAGCUUAGCGAGGGCCGGUCACAUGAAACAGCUGUGCCUGACGGAAACUGAGAUCAGAACCGUGUCGACUCGGCGUUCCAGGGGACACACAUGGUUCUGCUCCGCCACAUAUCUAUCGCUUUAACCGCCGCGGUGGCAGCUCUCGGAUCUGCGCUGUUCAUCGCCUGGAGUUACUUCUACAGAAGGCGAAUAUGGUCACCUGAGAUGGACUACUGCGUGUUCAAAGAGGAGCGGGAGAAGGAGCAGCGCAACGAAAAGCAGGUGCUUGUCCUGGGCCUGGACGGAGCCGGCAAAAGCAGCGUUUUGCAGGUCCUUAACGGGACGAGGAGGCCGAGGGGCUGCCGCCCCACCAGAGGCUUCAACUUCAUGAGCAUCAGGACUCCAGGGUGCCAGCUGGACUUCCUGGAGAUUGGUGGCGGUGAAGACCUGCGGAUGUACUGGACAGAGUACCUGAGGAAAACCCAUAUCUUGGUGUAUGUGGUUGACUCCUCUGACCGCCAGCGCCUCCCACUGGCGAAAGAGGAACUGCACAGGCUGCUGACGGCUGCUGAGCAGCUCCCUGUGGUGGUGCUGGGGAACAAACAGGACAAGCCUGACGCUGUCAGCGUCUCGGAGCUCCACGACGCCCUCUCCCUGGAAACAAUCAGGGACGAGAGGAGGGUCUUCCUGCUGACCGCACAGCUGGGCUCAGAGGGCCCGAAUGAGUCGGGAGGGCUGCGGGACUUCCAGGACCUGCUACUGCAGCUGGUUUGACCCGGGGCCCCACCUGAGCAGCCGGUUGGCUGGAGCAGGGUAGGGUAGGAGGAAGAAAGUAAACCCUGAGCAUGUCAGUUCAGCUCCACCAAUCAGAAUAUGGGUCAAUUCUGCUCCACCAAUUAAGAAUAUGGGCCAAUGAAGCUCCACCUCUCUGAAUAUAGACCAGUUCUGGUCCACCAAUCAGAAUAUGGGCCAGUUAAGCAUCACCUAUCAGAAUAUCGGCCAGUUAACCUCCACCUAUCAGAAUAGGGGCUAAAUCAACUCCUCCAAUAAGAUAAUGGUGCCAGAACUUCACUUCUUACAUGUGAUUUGGUAUAAACCUGUCUGAAGGGUUCAAGAGCCCAAUAUCCAAGUACAAGCACAAAUCUGUUGUGGCGUACAAGUUUUGUACAUCGCCUAGGCCAGAAAUUGAAAUUAAGGCCAUGGGUACAGUGAACAUUCCUAUUUCUUCUAAACAUUUUAAUGAUCAAAGUAGUUCUAUGAAACCAGAGAUUAGGCUUCUGCUGUGUCAAGGGUGACCUCCAACGAUAAUUGGAAAAUACUUGGAUAAUUACGAAGCUGUCUCUCAAGUAGAAAUGGUCAAAAAUGUCAACAUUUUGAAGUCAACAUGGAUCUUCCCUUUUUUUUGAUACAAUUAUUGUGCAGGUACCACUCUCACUUACCGGAAGUUCCGUCCAACACCACACAAGAACUUAAGCUGUGGCCUCAGCAAAAUGCGCUGCGGUCAAUCGGAUCAUGUUUACGCACCAUGUAUAUGAAGGUCGAUAAAUCGCAUUGACUUGUGAAUAAGCAAGUUAAGAGUUUUGGUGCCAAGACACCGUUAUUUUAAAAUGUUUCAUUCGCACAAGUCUGUCAUGUCAAUUCACCGAAGUUUUAUUUAAUCGCUAUCUUGCGCUUAAUAGUUUGUGCCGCACACACGCGUCACUUAGACAGCAAAAUUUUUAAACAUGCAUGUUCCGCCAUUAACAGUACGAUGUGGCACUUAGUGUUUUUUUAUAUAUAUAGUUAAGUAGCUGCAAGCAGUAGAAAUGGAAUUACCGAAAAUAAGACGCAAAUUCUUCACGCACAAAGUGCGCUAAACGGGAACGUGGCAGCGGUAAUUUUUCGCGCAUAACCUCCACAUAUAAAAGGCCCAAAGUACGAGGUAAUUCUCAAUUCAGGUAGCUAUGUAUUUAUGAGUGUGACAUUCUUUUUCCCACUCGUGCUGCUAUACCUGUAAUCACACCAUAAUGGGCUGGGUAGUACUGCCUAAAAGUCACAAAAGUAUUUUUGAAAACAUGUAGCAUAGCAUUUUAGCUCCUGGCAAACCUUAAUAGCAUGCAUAUUUAAGCGUGUAAAUAAAGGUCACGGAGAUAUUAAUGUAAUGGUUCUCAGUCUCGUUCCGGGCGCCUCGCCUCCCUUGCCAGAAUGUUUUCAUUCCAACCCCACCUUAAUCAGGCUUAUAUGGUCCUUAAUAGGCCAACAAUUCUGGCAGGGUGUGUGGAAGGGAGGAUGAGAACUACUGCAUUAAUGGGAUCGGUUGCUGAAAAAACGUUAAUAUUCAACUUCCAACCGCACGGAGAAUCCAGGCCGGCCAGUGACCCUGCUGCUCUCCUGCAAUCGCUAACUGUUACGACUGCUACUGACCGUCAAAGGUUCCCCUGCCUUUCAGAUCGAGAAGCUAGUGUUUGUACUUGUUCUGCAUGGGCCUAUUACCCAGCCCUCUUCCAGAAACACUCCUAACUACCACGCGACUGAUCGUUCGAUACUUUAAAACAGGGUAGAGGAAAUUAGUAACUAUUACAAGAGUACUAGCAUAUUUAUUUAUGUAAAAAUCAACAGGAUGCAUUCUCAUGAAGCAUAUAUACAUGUUUCUCAUGUAGGACACAAAGAGAAAAUGUAGAUGAGUCAUAUUCUGGUUUUAAAUGGUGCUGUGUUUGUCAAAUUGAUGAUUGUACAGAGCAUAUGAAAGCCCUUUUAGCUUGAUUCAAAUAAAAAUGUUUGGGGCACAAA
Brienomyrus brachyistius is the source of this 3387-nucleotide messenger RNA. It is a transcript of the gene arl10, whose product is annotated as ADP-ribosylation factor-like 10. The transcript is spliced from 4 exons. The coding region runs from base 730 to 1392 and encodes 220 amino acids. Lineage: Eukaryota; Metazoa; Chordata; Actinopteri; Osteoglossiformes; Mormyridae. The record is from RefSeq and is a predicted model, not a curated record. Gene Ontology annotation, molecular function: GTP binding; GTPase activity.